Amphiprion ocellaris (clown anemonefish) is the source of this 3192-nucleotide messenger RNA. RefSeq names its product chromosome 14 C5orf15 homolog (gene c14h5orf15). The record is from RefSeq and is a predicted model, not a curated record. Bases 33 to 1607 code for a protein of 524 amino acids. NCBI's taxonomy places the organism in Eukaryota, Metazoa, Chordata, Actinopteri, Pomacentridae. The transcript has 3 exons.
GCUAAGCCCCGCCCCCUCAGUCACGCAUCAACAUGGCGACGUGCGGAAAUAUGGGGCGAAGCAGGAGAAAUAUUUGUGCUUUUUCUGUCGCUGUUUUCGUCCUGCUGUUAUCCAGCGGCGGCCUGUCAGCUCCGGUAGAAGAGCCACAGGGAGACGCAUCUCAGAGUCUUAGUUUGAGCAGAGAACCAGCUAAAGAGAGUCCAGCAGCUGCAGCCAAUCCCAAGGACCUGACGACAAAGCCCGAAGAUGCGGUGACGGAGCCCAAGGACCCGGUGACGGAGCCCAAGGAUACAGAGCCCAAAGACCCGGUGACGGAGCCCAAGGACACGGAGCCCAAGGACCCGGUGAUGGAGCCCAAGGACGCGAAGCCCAAGGACCCGGUGACGGAGCCCAAGGACACAGAGCCCAAGGACCUGGUGACGGGGCCCAAGGACACAGAGCCCAAGGACCUGGUGACGGGGCCCAAGGACACGAAGCCCAAGGACCCGGUGACGGAGCCCAAGAAUACAGAGCCCAAAGACCCGGUGACGGAGCCCAAGGACACGGAGCCCAAGGACCUGGUGAUGGAGCCCAAGGACGCGAAGCCCAAGGACCCGGUGACGGAGCCCAAGGACACAGAGCCCAAGGACCCGGUGACGGAGCCCAAGGACACAGAGCCCAAGGACCUGGUGACGGGGCCCAAGGACACGAAGCCCAAGGACCCGGUGACGGAGCCCGAGGACACAGAGCCCAAGGACCUGGUGACGGAGCCCAAGGACACGAAGCCCAAGUACCCGGUGACAGAGCCCAAGGAGUCUGCAACAAAUCUUCAGGACCCCACAACAGUAAAAGUAGAAGCUCCUGAAGUGGACCAGAAAACAGGCACAGAACUAAAAUCAACUACAGAGCGUAAAGGAGAUUCUUCAGUCACUAUCUUUGAUUCCUCUGCUGACAAACUGCUGCAAAAUUCUGACGAUGACGCAAAAUCAGAUAAGAAUGACAAAAAUCCUGAUGACGCUGGGGCAGCAGAGGAACAUGCUUCUUCUGAAACCACCCAGGUCUCUACUGUAGAAUCUCCCACAGGCUCUGCUGAAGUCCAUGAACCAACAAAUCCUGUAACGGAAGGAGCAGAAGAAGCUGACUCUGAAUUUACACAGUCCGACUCAGACCUCCUAGACACCACUGGCAAGGAACAAGGACCUCAGAUCAAUAUCGAAGACGAGGAUGAUGAAGAUGGUGAUGUAGAUGGUGAAGAUACCUAUGUGGAUGGUGACCUCACUGAUGUCUCUGACAGUAUAUUUGUCGGAAAUGACGACCCCAAAGACCCAACGGAGAACAGGCGGCAGCAGCAGGCUGAGCAGAUGGAGGAGACCCGAUAUAAGGGAGUGGACAGCUACAGCACAGAGGACGAGGACUCCCACUUCUUCUUUCAUCUGGUCAUCCUGGCCUUCCUGGUGGCCAUCGGUUACAUCACCUAUCACAACAAGAGGAAGAUCUUCCAUCUUGCACAGAACCGACGCUGGAAGGACAGUUUAUGCUCCCGCAACACCGUGGAGUAUCACCGCCUGGACCAGAACGUCAACGAGGCCAUGCCGUCCCUCAAGAUGACCCGAGACUACAUUUUUUGAUCCAGAAGAAGAACAUGUCCAAACCUGCACAGAGCCCACCGACCCUCCUGCCUGGUCGUUGUCCAGAUGCUGUGCUUUGUCGUGGAGCUUAAUCGAUGCUUUCUCUUGCUUUCCAGGCCAGUCAGAGAGCAGGAGAUGUUUGUCUUUGAAACAGAAUUAUUAUUUUUUUUGGUCUGCAUAGAGGUUUUUUCAUUUCUGAGUCAUUCUUGUUUGUUAUAUUAUUUGAAUAUUUUGCCUUUAUUCUAAAUUAAUAACUUCCUGCAAUUUAAUUUCACUUUUUAGUCUUUAUAUUUGUCUUUCUUGGGGGUUGGUUCAGCCUUAUGGUCCCUUUACACCUGUUUUUGUUGUCCUUCUUGUCUUAAUAUUUUUAAAAGUUGGAAGAAUUACAGGUUGAUUAACUUUUGGAUCAUAAUGUAAUGCCCGAUUAUAAGAGUUGGUUAUUUACCUGAAGAUUAAUGAUAGGUUUCUCUCUCAGCAGUUAGCCAAGAUAAGAAUUGCUACACAAAGUACUUCCUGUGUCAUGCAUACUUUUAAAUUGUUAAGGUGUAAGUAUGCAAACAAAGCAGCAAUCUGGGAGAAGCUGAUCCACAUAUGUGCGCUUACAUUUAUUCACAAAUAUGCAGUCAUUCCAAAAACUCCUCAUUAGUCUGCUUUGAAAUGGCUUCUGUUGGAAAAAAGUGCUACAAACUGCAAAAUACUACUUUAUGUAAAGUUUAUGACAUUCAGUUUUUUCUUCUCUGACAGAAAUCCAAUUUUCAUAGAAAUUUAAAAACCAUCUUUCAGCUGUUUCACCAUCAACUGUUUCUAAUUCCAUCUUUGCUAUAAUAGCCUUGUCAUUAUGAUUUAGAAAUCUGCUACACAUUAAACAUCAAGUCAGGGAGGGUGACUGCUCAUCAGGUGAGGGGUAAUGUCCUGUGCUGAAGCCAUUUAAAUGAAGACAGAUGCUGUAUAUCGUUCAGGUUAGAAUGUACUAAUAUAAUAUAUGGAAGAAGCUUUUAUUGCCGGAUUUUUUUUCUUUGUUCAUCAGUUUAGCUUGUCUUAACGAGGUACCUCUUUUACUUCUACUGCCCAGAUUUUGCUAUGCAGAAAUCCUGCGGCUGGCCCUCUUUGUUUUAUGACUUCGGUGAAGUCUCUAUCAACACAAUCAUUGUGGCGGUUCCUCAUGCUCACAGUAGUUUACGCUUUAGUUCCUUCCUGUCGAGGCUUUUUGUUGGACUGCUAUCUGUAAGAAACUUUGCACCCUCUGUUUCCUCACGAGCAUCGAAAACACAAGAACAGACCACAUUGUUUUAUUCAUCACUUAAUUAAUCACAGCCUCUUCUUGUUUCUUCUGCCGUCUCAUGCCUUCAGUAGAAAUGCCACGUGAGUCUACGUAUUUGUUAUCAAUCUAUUGUCUUCAGCCGUCUCGCUCAUGUUCAAGGUAAAGUUUGGGUAGAUUGAUUUGCACUGUGCUCUUCAGCCAUGCUAGCUAGAAAAGAAGUGGAGAAGGUUCCCUGCGUGAAGGUGAUGGAUCAACACUGCUCUUGCAAUCAACAGUAGAAACUGUACAAUCUCUUUUUUUUGUCAAUAAAGCACAAAUUGUGUA